UUUUCUUCGAUUUUUUCUGCAGGUUUUUUAUUCGUUGAUGUCGUGCCUCUUUACAAAGGGCAUGGCCUUAUUAAAUUUCAGUGAGCGGCGAUAUGAAACCUUUUUUGUGUCUUGCGAUCAUUUCCAUGACUUCGUCCGUUGGAUCAACUCCGUCCCGUCAGUUUCGUGAUAUUUUGCAUGUGCGUGAGGAUGAGUUCGAAACGAAGUACUCAUACUUUGCGGAGUCGGAAAGACUCCGUAUGGUGCAAGCCGCAAAAGAGAUGUUUUAUUUUGGUUACGACAACUACAUGACUCACGCCUUCCCUCUAGACGAACUCAAUCCCAUCCUCUGCUCUGGAAGAGGUCCAGACUACGAAAAUCCAUCCAAUAUCAAUAUCAAUGACGUUCUUGGAGAUUAUUCACUUUCACUUUUGGAAUCUCUCGGUACGUUGGCGAUCAUGGGAAAUUCUACAGAAUUCCGAAGAGCUGUUGGAUUGGUUAUACAGCACGUGAGCUUCAAUAAAAACAACACCGUUCAAGUGUUUGAAGCCUCUAUACGUGUGUUGGGUUCUUUACUCUCCGCUCAUUUGCUCAUUGAGGAAAGUGGCGACGCUUUCGGUGAUCUACGACCGUCAUACUACGACGGCGAAUUGUUGGAACUUGCUUUGGACCUUGGAUCGCGACUUCUAAAUGCUUUCGACGGAACGAAAACUGGACUACCUUAUCCAAGAGUGAAUCUGUGGGGCGGAGCGCCACAAAAUCAAAGAACUGAUACAUGUACAGCAGGAGCAGGUUCACUGUUGCUUGAAUGGGGCAUUCUCAGCAGGCUUUCUGGUGAUCCGUCUUAUGAAUUUGCUGCCCGUAGAAGCUCACGAAUCCUUUUCAAUUUACGAGCGAAAUCAACUGGUCUUUUGGGAAAUGUUGUCGAUGUGAUGAGUGGACAGUGGAUAAGCAGGAUGAGUGGCGUUGGGGCUGGAAUGGACUCUUACUUCGAAUAUUUAUUAAAGUCUUACAUUCUCUUUGGAGAGCGUGAAGAUUGGCUGAUGUUCAACGCAUCGUAUACCGAUUUAAAACGUUACCUUCGACGUGGGAGAUCUCAUUGUAAUAACGGUUUCGGAGAUCAUCCUAUUUACGUCAAUGUGGAUAUGAGCAAUGGAUUGACCUCCACCCCCUGGAUUGAUUCAUUGCAAGCUGCGUUCCCAGGAAUCCAGGUUCUAGCUGGUGAUGUGGAAGAAGCGAUUUGCGCGCAUGCCUUGUACUACACGAUAUGGAAACUGUAUGGAGCGCUUCCCGAAAGGUUCAAUUGGCAGAAAAUUGCGCCGGAAGUGCACUUCUAUCCGCUCAGGCCUGAACUAGUCGAAUCCACGUAUCUCUUGUAUCAAGUCACGAAGAAUCCGUUCUAUCUUCAUGUUGGGAAGGAUAUCCUUGUGAGUUUGAACGCCCAUACGAAAGUCAAAUGCGGGUAUGCAACGGUGCAUAACGUGCUGGAUAUGACACUUGAGGAUAGGAUGGAAAGUUUUUUCUUAUCCGAAACAUGCAAAUACUUGUAUCUUCUGUUCGACACGGAUCACUAUGUGAAUAAAAAUUUUCGGGACUUCCUGUUUUCCACCGAGGGGCAUAUAUUUCGUAUUCGGCCUGAGUACCGCCAGCUUCCGUGGAGUGAUCAUUGGAAAAGUCCAGACGAAGAAAGCGUCUCCGCGCAAGAGAAAGAAAUGCCGAUAAAUUCUACGGAGCACUCCACGUGCAACAAAAUUUCGCCGGAGCGACAGUACUUGCCCCCACUGAAGAGCAAAUAUGCAGCUCAAUUGAGAGUAGCGUUGGGCUUGGAUUUCUGA
This is a messenger RNA of Notodromas monacha, 1814 nucleotides long. Lineage: Eukaryota; Metazoa; Arthropoda; Ostracoda; Podocopida; Cyprididae. The record is from the annotation of a GenBank genome assembly.